AUGGGCUGCUACAAGUACCUGGAGGAGCUCUGGAAGAAGAAGCAGAGCGACACCAUGAAGUUCAUCCAGCGGGUCCGCACCUGGGAGUACCGCCAGCUGCCUGUCAUCCACCGGGCCACCAAGCCCAGCCGUCCUGACAAGGCCCGUCGCCUUGGAUUCAAGGCCAAGGAGGGCUAUGUGGUCUACCGCACCCGCGUUCGCAGGGGUGGGCGCAAGCGCCCCGUGCCCAAGGGCCGGGUGAACGGCAAGCCUGCCAGCGUGGGAGUCAACGAACUCAAGUUCACCCGCAACCUGCGCUCGCUGGCCGAGGAGCGCGUGGGGCGCAAGCUGGGCGGACUGCGAGUGCUGAACUCCUACUGGGUGGCCCAGGACAGCACCUACAAGUACUACGAGGUGAUCAUGGUCGACCCUACCAAGGAUUCGAUCCGCAAUGACGGCAAGAUCAACUGGAUCUGCACCCCCACCCACAAGCACCGGGAGCUGCGGGGGCUGACCUCGGCGGGCAAGAAGGCGCGGGGACUGCGGGUGAAGGGCCACCUCAACAACAAGACCCGGCCCUCGCGGCGUGCCAACUACCGGCGCAGGAACGUCGUCAAGGUCUGGCGCUACAAAUGA
Hippocampus zosterae (dwarf seahorse) is the source of this 615-nucleotide messenger RNA. RefSeq lists its product as uncharacterized. The coding region runs from base 1 to 615 and encodes 204 amino acids. Gene Ontology annotation, cellular component: cytosolic large ribosomal subunit; ribosome. Gene Ontology annotation, biological process: cytoplasmic translation. Gene Ontology annotation, molecular function: RNA binding; structural constituent of ribosome. The transcript has a single exon. Lineage: Eukaryota; Metazoa; Chordata; Actinopteri; Syngnathiformes; Syngnathidae. The record is from RefSeq and is a predicted model, not a curated record.